GAAUUAACAUUUUGUGAUACUGCGUUUCAUUAAAUGUGAAAGUAGAGGGGCUUAGGGCUGGGCUGGCCAUGUCCAGUUUGGUUGCGUUUGUGCUGAGCAUUUUUUCUGAGGACGAGAGAGGUAACUCCGAGAAGUGCAAUGCAAAGCAGCGAAUAUGGGGUAAAACAACGAGGGAUCUCUUACGUGUGUUCAACAAAUUUCAAGAUGGCAAUGAACGACUGCCAAUCCAUCAGAUCCGCGACGUGUUCAACAGCAUCGGUCUGUACCCCUCAAAUUCACAAGUGUUUGAAAUGGUGCAAUGUGCAGUGGAGUAUGGCAGCCCCUGUGAGCCAGAUCAUAUAACUUUUGGGGAGUUUAGCAUACUGGUGACAGAGCUCCAGAAUUACUACAGCAAGAAACUCUCGCCUCCCGUCCCCAAAUCCAUGUACAGGGAAAAGUGUCAGGACACAAUGGAAUGCUCCAAGUGGAAACGAAAAGUCUUCUUGGGUGGUUCUUGUAACCCUACCACAUGGAGACAGGAGGCAGCAAUCCCAUUCUUUAAGAAAAAAGGAAUUACUUUCUACAAUCCACAAGUCCAGACAUGGCGUCCGGAGUUGAUGGAGGUGGAAGCUCAAGCAAAGGAGAGUGCAGAUCUCUUGCUGUUUGUGAUUGACAACAGAACUAGAGCAGUAUCUUCAAUGAUCGAAACAGCUUAUUUAACAGCGCGUGGCAGACAGGUGAUCGCAGUGAUGGAUGAUUAUAAUGCUACAGAUGUAUAUUUCAAUCGGGAGAGAAUCUCUGCCAGGGAACUUGAUGAUAUACUUCGAGGUCGUCAGAUUCUUGUCGAUCUGAUUGAGAGAAAUGCCCUCCCUGUUUUCAAGGACAUCAAUACGGCUCUGAGAUGUGCUGCACACGUAAUACAAAAGAAUGUCCCUGUAUCUGAACUCAGUAAAGAACAAGGUGCAGUCCCAACCAAAUAUGGCUUCCUGAAAGUGGGAGAGCUGCUUCUACAGCUCAGGGAAGCUUACAACUCUAUGAAUACGUCCACCAAUGGGAGAUUGAGUUUCUCUGACAUUUGCUUGGCCCAUAAGAGCUGCAUGGGUUAUGAUCUGGACAUUAACUGGCUGAAGAAAUGCAAUGCUGAUGAAAACACUACCUUCAGCUUUGAAGAGUUCUGCUGCAUUCUGGCCGAGAACCACUCGCAGAAGAAAUCCUUCUGGAAGAGGGUCAUCGACAUAGCGAGGAAUAUCCUGCCAAUAAGUGUAUCCCAGCAUUCCCUCUGUGUGGAUUGUAACAAAGAGUAUGAUUCGACCUUUGACAUUUACUUGGGAGGAAGCUGUGGAGAUUCGGAGUGGCGUGACAAUAUUGCCAUCCCAACUAUGAGGAAGUAUGGUUUGUCAUACGCCAAUCCUUACAACAAGUCAGAGUGGAAGCACAAGUUUAUUCCAAUGCAAGUCGCCAGCCGGGAAAAAUGUCGAGUUUUAUUGUAUGUCAUCACUGGCAAAACACGCUCCCUGUCCUCAAUGAUAGAGGCUGGGUAUUAUAUUGGAAAAGGUUGUAAGGUGGUUCUCUGUGUUCAGAAGAUGGUGCCCGACACUUACGUUGGAGGAGAGAAGAUAACGAAAGCUGCAGCAGAUGAUUACAACAGGGGGCGCUCGUAUCUGAUUGACCUCGCGAGUCGGGAGGGCAUUCAGCUGUUUGAGGACAUUACAGAGGCUGUGGAAUGUGCCAUAGACAGCUUGCCAGAGCGAACCUCAAUGUCCACUGUCUCCCGAGCAGGAACCCCACAGAAGAAUUCCCGCCCAAACACUCCCGUGAAGAUUCGUAAUUCGACCUUGUAGAAAAUUUAGUGAUUACUCCCAACCCCAGGGAAUUCAUCAUUAGGAGGUUAUCACUCUCCUGUCGUUGUUGCUCUAGCAAUCCUUGUUGCUGCUGUAGCAACCCUCACUCAUGUGGCUUGAAGCACUGCAACAACCUGUGACCAAUCAAAUGGAUGUUGGUGCAAAUACUUGGUGCCAGUCACGUGACAUUUCCCUCUCCUGUAUAUCUUUGACCAAAACAUUGGUCGCCUCUGUCGCGGUCCAUGAAAAACAAGUCUACCUCUCUCUCUUAUACAUUAGUCUUGUCUCUUUGUUAAAGAAAACGAAAGUAGAUAAUAUUGUUAGAGAGACUGUGCUUGGUCUCAGAAUGGGAAAUCUGUUAACCUCUACAUUUAGUGUAGUCUGUCCACGAUGUAAAUCCAAUUAACAAAACGGGUCUUUGUUGUUUUAUAAUUUGUCAGGUCUUGUAACAUUUGUUCUUGAUAGUAGACAUAAAGAAAAGAACCAUUUUAAAAUUUCAUUCUUUAUUUUUUUUUUCUUUCUUUCUCAGGAAGUGACGAAUAUUUUAUUGUAUGUUGUAUUCUUGUGUUAUAUGUCUCGAACCAAAUAAAAGCUAUUUUGAUUAAAA
Ostrea edulis (European flat oyster) is the source of this 2427-nucleotide messenger RNA. RefSeq lists its product as uncharacterized. The transcript has 16 exons. The record is from RefSeq and is a predicted model, not a curated record. Bases 69 to 1820 code for a protein of 583 amino acids. NCBI's taxonomy places the organism in Eukaryota, Metazoa, Mollusca, Bivalvia, Ostreida, Ostreidae. Gene Ontology annotation, cellular component: plasma membrane.